AUGUCGCAGAUCUCCGACGCCGAUGUUAGUGGCAAACCAGAUACCGUUUCCGUACCCGGUCUAGAGAGCGACAUCCCUUUACUAGAGGACGAAGAACAAAACGAGGCUCACCAACAGUUGCAACAAGAACAACAAGGGGCUGGCCAAGGGAUAACAGAGGCCCAACCAGACGCCGUUGUUGCGGUUCCCCAACAACCCGCGGAGCCCUCAUUACCCGACCAACAACCCGGUCCUGACACAAAAAGUCGACCGCGCCGUGCACGAGGCAACAACGCCCCCGUAUACAACCUUGCGAGAUUGACCGGCACCUAUGUGCAUGGCAAACGCGCCUCGAAAGGUGACAUUGUUCUCCAGAAAAAGCGGAAACCGAAAGGCAGAAAGCUACAGGCUCUACUAGCCCAGCAGGCUCUCGAAGCUGAGCAGGCCGCUCAAGCCGCGCUGCUGCUAGCCUUUCAGGGCAAAACUCCUGCAGAGCCUGCCGCAAACAUCCCAUCUGUUGAACCAGCCAACCAGGAAACCGACAAGCCCGACUCGAACGCGCCCGUAGACGCGCCCGCGAUCCCGCCUGUCCACGCGCCCGUAGCCCCCGAGACCACGAUCACCGAGCCCACGAUCUCCGAGUCCACGAUUCCCGAGUCCACGAUUCCCGAGCCCCCGAUCGCCGAGCCCACGAUCUCCGAGCCCACGAUUCCCGAGCCCACGAUUCUCGAGCCCACGAUCGCCGAGCCCAUAAUUCCGGAACCCACGAUCGCCGAACCAACGAUUCCGGAAUCCACGAUCCCUGAGCCCGAGAUCCCCAAAGUCGCUGCUAGUCCCGACCAGCAUGGCGCCGCUCAACCACCCGACGCUCCAGCCGACGAAAGUCGCGUGGAUCACGAGAGUCUCGACGCGUCGAUGGAUGAAGCGCCGCUUGAAUUCCCUACAGAUACCGUCGAACUGAGCACGACGACAGACGCCGAUACCGCGCAAACCAUCCACCCCUACAUCAGCGACACGCUGGCUCCCGCCCUACCAGCCGAUGUUCCCAACCAUAUUCCUCCUAUCGCGCCCAGCGCAACCACAAAGCCUAGCACAAGGGGAGCCAAGGCAACCAAUAAGGACGUUGUCAAGAGGCCUGUUGGGAGACCAAGGAAAAGCACGGCGACAAAUGCAGGCAAAGCAACCAGGAGAGCCAUGGCCAAAACAGCCAAGACCAGGACCGCCACCGCCGAGGAAGCCCAACUUGAUGUCGAGAAAGAAGCGGAGCCAAGCAGCACCGAAGACGGACAAACAGGCACAUGGGAAGAUGUCCCAGAAGAAACAAAUGGAGAUGUACAAACAAGCCCAGCCAAACGAGUCAAAGCAGUCAAAGCGAAGGGAGUCAAAACAGCCAAAGGCAAGGUAACGAAAGCUGGGACGAUCAAAGCCUCCGCCGUCGUCCCUGCUACGCGCAGAGCGACGCGUCAUUCGGGUGUCCCCGUUGAAGACCCUCUCUUUUCAUUGAUACCACCGGCACCGCCACUGGGCAAAAAGACCAAGAAGACUGCCGAGCCUGCUUUAACUCGUGUUCCACGCGAGCUGAAGCGCUUACGAGAUACGAACGAAUUCGUUGGCAUCGACACCCGUCCAAUUCGGUACUCUGUUUGGAGCAACGGAAAGUACAUCGAGGUAACCGAGGACAGUGAGCCCACUGCACCAGCAAAGAAGAAGGCCAGGGUUGAGAGCAGCACAGCCACAGUACGCGAAGAGAAGAAGGAGAAGAUGGUGGAACCGGAGGCUCCGAUAAACACCGAAUCUUCUCGUCCAGUUGUCCAGCAAAAGCGCGUAAAGAAGUGGCUCAAUAAGGGUCUCUACGCUGGCCAGCAGGCGCCUGAGGACGUCAGAGAAAGCCUCACUAAGCAAGAGAGGAAGAAGCUCCUGGCUAUCCCAGAACUCGCAAAGAGUAGCCCGCCGAAUAACGUCCUUCCACUACCAAUCUUCAACGGACUACGGCUGCUCAUCACAGGUCGUGAUUUCAAGCUACCGUUUGAUGUCUGCCAUCCAUUACCUCCUGGACAGCCCAAGCCCGCCGCAUACCGCACCAUGACAAAGAACCGUUUCAUCGGCCAGGCCGCGGCAAUUUGGAAGAAGACUCCUCACUUUGAGGAUUUUGCUUCCAAGUGUGUAUGUACGCCUGAAGACGGAUGCGCACAAGACUGCCAGAAUCGGGUCAUGCUGUACGAGUGUGAUGAGACAAACUGCAACGUCGGCAAAGAGUUCUGCCAAAACCGAGCUUUCCAGAUGCUCACAGAAAGAACCAAGCAAGGAGGUCGUUACCGCGUAGGUGUUGAGGUCUUCAAGACCGAAGACAGAGGAUAUGGUGUGCGUAGCAACCGCUGCUUUGAACCCCACCAGAUCAUUAUGGAGUACACAGGCGAGAUCAUUACCGAUGAGGAGUGUGAACGUCGAAUGAAUGAGGAGUACAAGAACAACGAGUGCUACUACCUCAUGUCAUUCGACCAAAACAUGAUCAUUGACGCAACUACCGGUAGUAUCGCGCGGUUCGUCAAUCAUUCAUGCUCCCCUAACUGUCGCAUGAUCAAAUGGAUCGUCUCUGGGCAGCCGAGAAUGGCGCUUUUUGCGGGUGACCGCCCCAUCCAAACUGGCGAGGAGCUAACGUACGACUACAACUUUGACCCCUUCUCCGCUAAGAACGUGCAGAAGUGUUUGUGCGGUGCGCCCAACUGCCGAGGCGUCCUUGGGCCCAAACCCAAGGAAGUGAAGCCGCCCAAGCCUCCGAAGGCAGAGGGUAAGGGCAAGAAAAAGGCUGUGAAAAGGAAGCUUCAAGAGCUCCUAGCCAAUAGGGUGAUUGUAGAGGGCGAUGAAAAGUCACCGAAGAAAUUGAAGGUCGCCAAGUCGACCGAAGAUACGGCAAAGGGAGCUGCAACAUUUUUGUCGCGAAAGGUCUCUAAGGUGUCUGUUAGCGCCAAGUCCAAGGCCGCUUCGGCAAAGACCAUCAAGACAUUCGCCCGGAAGGUCAGCAUUGCGUCGACGAAGGUUGUCAAAUCUUUUUCGAAGGGUGCCGCGGCGAAGAGCAAGAUGAUCACGCUGAAAGCUCCGACAAGGGGUUCUAACUUGACCAUAGUCGCAGCUGAUUCAGGCGGCUCGAUCACAGCGGCAGGAACGACGGAGGCUGAGGAGGAGGUAGGAAACAAAGCUUCCAGGGCAGCCAGGGCAACUCCCAAGAACACGCCCAGGGCUAAGAAGACGGCAGACGCUGUUCAGGAAACGCCUGCUGCUGCAGAAGAUGACGGCGGCUCAGUUUUCGAUGUACCGUCGUCUUCGUCCGCGAGGAAACGCGCCCCUUCCUGGAAAGUGCGCGACUCUGGCGUUAAGAACGUAUCGUCUCUUUUUAAGAAAGCAAGGAAAUCACCAGUCAAGAGCAAGGACACUGCCAGUCCAGCGGCCACGUCUACGGCAGUCACCAAGGUCGUUAAAACGCGCAAGGCUAGCACGUCGGCAAAGGUCACAAAACCGGGCAAGGCGAUGCCGAAGCUGACUGUCGCCAUGAAGACGGGCAAGUCCGUAACCAAGACCACGGCAUCAAAAUCUGGCAAGGGAUCGGUCAGCACUAAGAGUGCGACUAAGAUUCGCCUCGUUAGCAAGCCGGCCGAUGGCCAGGACGAAAAUGCCGCUCCCGAGCAGGUCGAGGCCUAA
Molecule: messenger RNA, 3675 nt
Organism: Sordaria macrospora k-hell
Lineage: Eukaryota; Fungi; Ascomycota; Sordariomycetes; Sordariales; Sordariaceae
Cellular component (GO): nucleus
Molecular function (GO): protein binding; histone methyltransferase activity
Source: RefSeq, a predicted model, not a curated record